Zasmidium cellare ATCC 36951 is the source of this 1860-nucleotide messenger RNA. RefSeq lists its product as uncharacterized. Bases 1 to 1860 code for a protein of 619 amino acids. Lineage: Eukaryota; Fungi; Ascomycota; Dothideomycetes; Mycosphaerellales; Mycosphaerellaceae. The transcript has 2 exons. The record is from RefSeq and is a predicted model, not a curated record.
AUGCCAAAGCUGAAAUCUUCCCCCCGCCAUGUCAACAAGCGCAGCAAGCCACGGCCGAAGAAAUCAUUAUACCACCCGGUCGACUCCACAAAACUCGAAAUCCGCCUCCUUCACAUCGACACGCACCCAACAGACCGCGCAGGUAGAAUCGAGUGCCGACUCGAGCACGUCUCUCUACUCGAUCAGCCCCCAAAUUUCUACGAAGCCAUAUCCUGGUGCUGGGGUGACCCAACCCCUCGAAAGGACAUAGUACUCGAUGGAGCACGCUUCAAAGUCUCGAUGAACGCAGAGGAAGUCAUUCGGCACCUGUGCUUCGAGCAAGGCCAUGCCAUCGUUUGGCUCGACGCUGUCUGUAUCGAUCAGUCGAAUAUUCAGGAGAGGGCCGAGCAAGUGGCCAUCAUGAAAGAUGUGUAUCCACGCGCGGAGAGAGUGCUGGUUUGGCUCGGAAACAAUAUGGAUAGCAGCGCAGAAGCAGCGAUGGAGUCAAUUGAUAAGAUACUAGCUCAAUGCAGCGAGUCAGCGAAAACGCCCGAAGACUACGACAGCGUAUUUUUCUACUCUGACGGCCGCGGCCGAUUUACGCGGCUGGAACUACCGCACUGUGACUGGGCGGCCGUGGAGACAUUCUUUUCAGCACCGCUCUUCGUCCGCGUCUGGUUUAUUCAAGAAGUCGUGCUCAGUAAACAAGCGUCUUGCUUCUGCGGUCGGUUCUCGAGAACCUGGAAUGAUGUCAUCCUUGCGGCACAAUGGCUUAACCAUCGAAGCUACUGGCAAGAUGCGUGUAUAGGUCACUUGGUGACAGGACUCGAAAAUCUCAGUAGUAUCUGGCAGUUUACUAGCGGGAAGGACUUCUUUGCCAAUUGGCUCGUCAUGGGCACAGAGAUGCAGACGUCUUUACCAUCAGACAAAGUUUACGGCCUGCUGGGUCUUUUGCAGAUGGACGAAAAUCGUCGAUUGGAGCUGAAGCCUGAUUACAAUGCUCGGCUGGAUUUGGUCUACACGACCGCCACAAGGCUGGCUAUCGAAGAACUUGCAGGUCACUUAGAUCAGUUGUACUUACUACCAUUCACUCGAUACUUGGUGCCUCCCGAAGGUCGAGAGCCGGAUAGCUGCGAUAGACUUUCGUGGCCUUCGUGGGUGCUACGGUACGAUUGGUCGCUCGACUCUACUCGAAGUCCCGCUCCCGUCUCAAUAUUCGGUAAUGGAGUCGCCGAAGGUUUACCUGCGACCAUUCGGGAGUUUGAUCCAGUCAGACCUCAUAUAUUGAGCGUCAAGGGACUCGUAGUUUCUCGGUGUUGCUGGCGAGGCGAAUUGCUACCUCUUGCACUCUUUGAAAGAGAUGACGAUCUUCAUUGUUUCGCAAAAGCGUUACUCCACUGCCGAUCGGUAGCACAAGCGCAGGACCAUUCCAACGAGAAUAUAGCAGUAACCCUGACGAGUCGUUGCAAUGUAGCUGGCCAUGAUGCCCUGGAAGACGUAGAAUUCAUGGAGAGCUAUUACAGAUGCCUGGCUGCAUGUGAGGAGAUGGUUAAAGCAGACCAGGAGUCUCAGUCAUCUAUAAACGUAGCCGCAGCUGUGGCCGACUAUCGACAAGCCAUGUCCUACGGCACAUGCAACCGAGUGUUCUUCAUGACUGCAUCGGGUCACAUGGGCACAGCACCAGGCGGUAUGGAAAGGGACGACACUGUUGCAAUUUUAUUUGGAAGUGUACUCCCUAUGGUCCUUCGCGAACAGAAGGACGGCCAAUGGAGACUCAUUGGCAAUGCCUACGUGCAUGGAAUCAUGGAAGGCGAGUACUUUCGACAGCUAAAAGAGGAAGGUCGUCUGGAAGAAGAGACGCAAUGGUUCGAUAUCUGUUGA